Molecule: messenger RNA, 222 nt
Organism: Rangifer tarandus platyrhynchus (Svalbard reindeer)
Lineage: Eukaryota; Metazoa; Chordata; Mammalia; Artiodactyla; Cervidae
Source: the annotation of a GenBank genome assembly
AUGUUUGGGGUCAGCCGAGCUCACCACAAGCCAGCGGUCAUCCAGUCCAGUCGGUGGCUAGUACCCCACCCUGCGACCCUGGAGGCGAGCCAGACACACCUCCAGGCUCCGGCCGGGCUCCCCCCAAGGCUGUCCGACUUCGGUUCGCGUCAGAACCCGGCCGCUGAUCACCCUGCUCCCACCCAAGUAAACAAGCCCCGCGCGGCAAGUCCCCCGACUUGA